UGCAAUUCCGUUUCCGCUACAGUUGGGCUCUGCGUGCGCUGCGGCGAUGUGUGGCGCGGCUGCGCUCGAGCGGAGGUAACCCUCGCGCCUUCCGCCGGUGACGGGUGCGUGCCGCUGUGUUUUGGCCCCGAGCUCUCAGUCGCGCCGACUCCCGACUGCAGCGCGAGGCGUCCGUACAUCCAGCGUCCCACGGCUCGAGCGUCGCGCGACCGACCGAACCGCAUCGGAGCUUUGCAGCGGACGCCGUGUGAGGCGCGCGCCCGUCGGGGCGGGUUGCCAUGGCGAAGAACACCCUGUCGUCGCGGUUUCGGGGGGUCGACGUCGACGAGUACGACGAGAACAAGUUCGUGGACGAGCAGGACGAGGCCGCGGAGCAGCACGGGCCCGACGCCGCCCAGGUGGACGCGCUCAUCAGGCAGGGGGACAUGCUGACGGCGUUCCGCGUCGCUCUAAAGAACCCGCCAAUCAACUCCAAGAAUCCGGCAGUGAAGGAGCGAGCACAGGCUGUGGUGUUGCGGGUUCUGACCUCCUUUAAGAGCAGUGACAUCGAGCCGGCCGUGAGGUCUCUGGACAGGAGCGGGGUGGACCUGCUGAUGAAGUACAUCUACAGGGGCUUCGAGAAGCCCUCGGAGAACAGCAGUGCCAUCCUGCUGCAGUGGCAUGAGAAGGCAUUUGCUGUUGGAGGUUUGGGGUCUAUUGUACGAGUACUGACAGCAAGGAAGUGCGUUUGAACAAAGACAGGUGGAGAAGAACCGCGCGUGCUGCGGGAUCGACGGUUUCCCUUCCUGCAGCUCCAACGCUCACUAUGGAAAUAGCGACGGAAAGGACAGCGCACUACACAGAACAGCUUCUUUAACUCAAAAACAACUGGGAAUUUGUUUUUGUUCUAUUUAAUGUAAACUAUUAUCGGUUAUUUAACUCUGGGAGUGAUUAAGUUCUGAACGGUUUUCCUUUGCGCUGAGUGAGCACUGAGGUUUAUUUUGUGUAUCUAAACAGAAUGUUGGUGGAAUGACUGUUCUGUACUAGCCUUGAACAACUUUCUAGGCUUCUUAAACUGUGACAUUUGAAAGUGUGUGUGUGUGUGUGUACGCGUGUGAGUUUAUCCCUCCUCCAGCACCCCUGAAUAAAUCACCAAUUCCCUUACUUGAGAGUUGGAUGGUCAUAUGUACAGACAGAGGAUGUUUAAUUAAUAUAUAUAUAUAUAUAUAUAUAUAGCGUUGCAGUGGUGGUUGUGGUUUCUUUCCUAGUGUGGGGGUCAGGGGUCAUUGUGAAGUGCCUGGUGCAAUAAAGAUCCUGAUUCUGUU
Molecule: messenger RNA, 1304 nt
Organism: Electrophorus electricus (electric eel)
Lineage: Eukaryota; Metazoa; Chordata; Actinopteri; Gymnotiformes; Gymnotidae
Gene: arpc5la
Product: actin related protein 2/3 complex, subunit 5-like, a
Biological process (GO): Arp2/3 complex-mediated actin nucleation; regulation of actin filament polymerization
Cellular component (GO): actin cytoskeleton; Arp2/3 protein complex
Source: RefSeq, a predicted model, not a curated record